Gymnodraco acuticeps is the source of this 1941-nucleotide messenger RNA. It is a transcript of the gene dcakd, whose product is annotated as dephospho-CoA kinase domain containing. Gene Ontology annotation, biological process: coenzyme A biosynthetic process. The transcript is spliced from 5 exons. Gene Ontology annotation, molecular function: ATP binding; dephospho-CoA kinase activity. The record is from RefSeq and is a predicted model, not a curated record. Bases 313 to 1002 code for a protein of 229 amino acids. NCBI's taxonomy places the organism in Eukaryota, Metazoa, Chordata, Actinopteri, Perciformes, Bathydraconidae.
ACUUUCGAGGUGGCGCUUGUCAAGCCAAGAAGCUAGGUCGUUAGCAAUCAGUUGAGUGCAAUCAGAGUUACAGACAGCAAUAUCUAGCGACACGACUGUGCUCGACAUUGUUUUCUGACGGCAUAUCUGAAAGGGCGGAGUGGAGAUGGCUGCUGGUUUGUGGUAUUGCAGAUGUGUAGUCGCUCUCACCUGAUAAAGACUUGUGCUAACGUUAGCUUGUUAGCAAUCCUGGUUGUUUACUACACCGCUGUGACUCUGCAGGACAUCCCAAAGUACAUUCAGCCGAAUUAAGAAGAAGCACACGUUUACAAGAUGUUCCUGGUGGGACUGACGGGAGGUAUUUCCUCAGGGAAAAGUGCAGUGUCUACGAUGCUGCGGGAGCUCGGGUGUCCCAUUAUUGACGCUGAUGUUGUAGCAAGGAAAGUUGUGGAGCAGCACACUCCGGCCUAUUCCCGCAUCGUUUACCACUUUGGACCGGAGAUCCUCCUCGAGAAUGGCGAGAUCGACCGGCAGAAGCUCGGUCAGCUCAUCUUCGCCGACGAGGAGAAGAGGAAGCUGCUGAACUCCAUCACCCACCCGGAGAUCCAUAAAGCGAUGCUCAAAGAGAUCCUGUUGUACUUUCUCAGAGGAUACCGCUACGUCGUGCUGGAUGUGCCCCUUCUGUUCGAAACAAGACGUCUCACUAAGUUUCUCAACCACACUGUAGUAGUCUACUGUGACCCUGCCACUCAGCUGCUGCGCCUGAUGCAGAGGGACGGCCUGACACAGGAGCAUGCGGAGCAGCGUGUUGCCGCACAGAUGCCGCUCAAUGAAAAGCGCGGCCUGGCCAAUCACGUUGUGGAGAACUCCGGCAGCCGAGAGGACACCCACAGGCAGGUCCUGCGACUGCACACACGGCUGGAGGACUCCAUGGACUUCCUCUUAGUGAGGGUCAUCGCUAUCGCUGCCACUACUAGUCUGGGUGGGAUUCUGCUUUAUGCAACCAAGAUACUUAUGUCCUAACAGAGGACAGACGCGGGGAACAAUAAGUGGGGGAGUGAGUAGAAACAGGCGAAGGCACACCGGGGGGGUCCCGAUUCAAUUUACUGUGAGAUUAGUUUCCCAGCACCCACCACUACAGUUCAGUGGUGUGACAUGCUCUGUUUGCUCCUAACACCGACUUACAUUAUUGACACAACAUGCACUGACAAAUGUGGUUUAGUGGGAAGGGUUUGAAUGUGCAAUUUCUUUCGGUUUCACUCAGAAACAUUACAAACAUGAAGGUGAUACCUUAGAGUUGCUGCACAAUGCAGUAACGUUUAUUUUAAGUUUUAAGGGCCUCAACAGUGAUCCCAGUUUGGGGCAAAAAACUAGCUAAACUUUUUUUUUUUUUUUGGUCAUCAUCAGCAAUAUCAGGCAAAUGACUCGAUCUAGUAUAUAUGAGAUUUUAUUUGAUUGUAUUUUAUACCCUAUGAUGAUAUCCAAAUAAGACAUUUUGGUUGAUAGUAUACAUUAUGAAUAAAACAAAAUGAAGAGCAGAAAAAAGUAAACAGCUGCACAUUCUUAAAACCGUUUAUUUGCAGUUUAAGACCUCGAUUUUUAGCACAAAUGCCAGCCCUGUCCCCAAUGAUAAAUGUGCAAAAUUAUUGGAUGGACUACAAUACCCAACAUGAAUGAGCUGAUAUUUACAUAAUAUGUAAUAUGAUUGCAUGUUGAUGAUAUGUAUAAUUAAGAUGUCACGGGAUGUAUUUGACAAUCCAUUUGUAAUGGGAACAGAAUCAACAGACUUUAUAAAUAUAUACUGUAACACUGUAUUUUCUUACACUUGAAGCGGCUCUCUGUAAAUACUAAGUCUGUGAUUUUAUUUUCUGUAAGCACUCACUUGUCACUAUACACAACAUUUGUAGAAGCUGUUUGAAUGAAUUAUAAAAGCGCCACUGUUUUAAAAAAUAACAACUGUCA